CUUUCCUCGCCGUCCCUUGCCAGGGGCCCGCGGUCCGGGAGGGAGCCGCUGGUCCCGCGUCCGGCCUGGUUUGCCCCAGAGGAAUGCGAGACCAGACUAAACUGUGGCCCCGCCUCCCUGCGCCGUGCCAGCAGGGCUUGGAGCUAGGGCACCUCGGUCCCGGGUCCUCUCGGCCGGCCGGGGUGGGGGGCGUUCCACCGUGCACAUCACGGACCCGGGCCCUGCGGCCUGGCACUCCAGGGUUUCCUCCUCAGGGCCCCUAGGAUGGAGGGAGGCACGCACGGACAGCGGCUCCUUCUUGGGAUGAGUCAAGGAAUCGAGGUCACACCAGUGGUCCCUCUUCCUGAUGGAGCCGCACUUGGUUGUGGGCACAGACCUGGAGCUGGAUGUGUGACAGGCCCGGGGGUGUGGGGGGUGUGGUGGAGACGUGGGGUCCCUCUAGCUGUGCUCCUGCUUGAGCCCCGCCCCUCCUAAAUGCAGACCCAGGAGCUGACAGAGCUCUGCGGGCCCUGGGUUUAAAGGUGACAGGGAGAACUUUGUUGCUGCAGGGACGGAUACCACUUUGCUGGCGUCCCUAGCAGACCUCGGCUCUCCAGGAAAGGCCCCUGUCGGCAACAGGGACUUGAAUUAUUUGAGGAUGUGGAAUAAAGAAAUGAGUUGAGGAGCCUAGGAAAGGUUUCUGUCAGUGGCAGUCUGAGGGAGGUGGCAAGUAAGACCUUCAUCCCCAAGGGCCCUUCUCUGCACCUCGGAUCUCUCUCUGCACUGGGGGAAAGGCAGAGAGAGGAGUUAGUCUGAAGUUCCUGGAGCAACUUUGAGAGGCUGGGCAUGGAAUUCUGCAGGGGAGGCGAGGACACAGAAGUGUUUUGUUUCUGGGCUGGCUGGGGAAACGCUAUCGUAACUCUUUACCUUCCUCGUCCCCAGCUCUGGUCAGCUGAGUGUGGAAGUAGACUUCUGGCACCACUUCCAUGGUCUUUUCAGGCCACACGAUCUCCAAGUAGCAGGGAAAAGGAGCGAGCCUGCAUGCCAAUUCUAAGCUCUUCCGGAUCAAAUGUCGUUCGUCCUGUCCAGAAUGGCAGCCUGUGGAGGCACCUGCAAGAACAAAGUAACUGUCUCCAAGCCUGUGUGGGACUUCCUGAGCAAGGAGACCCCAGCCCGGCUGGCCCGGCUUCGGGAGGAGCACCGAGUGUCCAUCCUCAUCGAUGGAGAGACUUCUGACAUCUACGUGCUCCAGCUUUCCCCACAGGGCCCUCCCCCAGCCCCUCCCAAUGGGCUCUACCUGGCCCGCAAGGCUCUCAAGGGGCUACUGAAGGAGGCGGAGAAAGAGCUGAAGAAAGCUCAGAGGCAGGGGGAGCUCAUGGGCUGCCUGGCUUUGGGGGGUGGUGGGGAGCACCCCGAGCUGCACCGCCCAGGUCCACCUCCUCUUCGGGCAGCCCCGCUCCUGCCCCCAGGAGCACGAGGGCUCCCACCUCCCCCUCCUCCCCUGCCCCCUCCCCUCCCUCCGCGUCUUCGGGAGGGGGCUGAGGAGCAGGAAAGCAUCUGCCCCAUCUGCCUGGGGGAGAUCCAGAACGCCAAGACACUGGAGAAGUGCCGACACUCCUUCUGUGAGGGUUGCAUCACCAGGGCCCUGCAGGUGAAAAAAGCCUGCCCCAUGUGUGGCCGAUUCUACGGGCAGCUGGUGGGCAACCAGCCCCAGAAUGGGCGGAUGCUGGUCUCCAAGGAUGCCACCCUCCUGCUACCUAGCUAUGAGAAGUACGGCACCAUUGUCAUCCAAUACGUCUUCCCGCCCGGUGUCCAGGGGGCUGAACACCCGAACCCAGGAGUUCGGUAUCCUGGUACCACACGGGUGGCCUACCUCCCGGACUGCCCCGAGGGCAACAAGGUGCUGACCCUGUUCCGAAAGGCAUUUGACCAGCGCCUCACCUUCACCAUCGGCACGUCCAUGACCACAGGGAGACCCAAUGUCAUCACUUGGAACGACAUCCACCACAAGACCAGCUGCACAGGGGGACCCCAGCUGUGCGGCUCCUCCUCAUUUCCUUCCCCCUGGCUCCUCCCCUUCUUCCCAUGUCUACUUUGGGGGAGUCAUCUGUCCCCUCCUCUGGGAGUCUCCUAACUGGAGAAGACCACCCAUCACUUCCUCAGUCUGUUUUCAUCUUGGUCCUGAUGUGUUCAGCUUAACAAACAAAACAAAAACAAAAAGCUGUAGACUCUGGCUUAUCUUGGUUUUGGAGGUCCCUCCUCAUGGGAAGUGGGGAGGGGUCUGAAUCUGGCCUCUCCGGAGUCACUCAAAAUGAGGGUGGGUAAUAAUGAACAAAUCCAAGCAGCUGACUCUGACCCUCGUCUCUCUUUGCCCCAGGUUUGGGUAUCCGGACCCCACCUACCUGACCAGGGUGCAAGAGGAACUGCGAGCCAAGGGCAUCACAGAUGACUGAAGGCCGCCCCCUUUGCCA
Messenger RNA from Peromyscus eremicus (cactus mouse), 2450 nucleotides. RefSeq names its product deltex E3 ubiquitin ligase 3 (gene Dtx3). Lineage: Eukaryota; Metazoa; Chordata; Mammalia; Rodentia; Cricetidae. Gene Ontology annotation, biological process: Notch signaling pathway; protein ubiquitination. The transcript has 4 exons. The record is from RefSeq and is a predicted model, not a curated record. Bases 1049 to 2113 code for a protein of 354 amino acids.